Molecule: messenger RNA, 1228 nt
Organism: Sesamum indicum (sesame)
Lineage: Eukaryota; Viridiplantae; Streptophyta; Magnoliopsida; Lamiales; Pedaliaceae
Product: transcription factor MYB108
Biological process (GO): regulation of DNA-templated transcription
Cellular component (GO): nucleus
Molecular function (GO): DNA-binding transcription factor activity; sequence-specific DNA binding
Source: RefSeq, a predicted model, not a curated record
CUUUAUCCUCUUGUACUAAUCCAACCCCACUCCUCUCAACAUCCUUUCAUCUCAUCUCUCUCUCCCAAAAACAAUAUCUCCAAUCCAUCCAUCAUCAACUUUUAAUCUCCAUCCUGUCAAUCAAUCACACCUUUCCUUCUCCUUCUUCUUCUUCUUCUUCUUUUUACUUAUUUAAGGUGUUGUAGAAGAAUUACAAAAGGAGAAAGAAAAAUAGAGAGAUGGAUCAUCAUCAUCAUCAUCAGGAUGCUAAUAAACUAGUUUCAAGAAUGAAUUACAUGAGUGAUGAUCAAGAGGAGGAAUUGACGGACAUCAGAAGAGGGCCGUGGACUGUUGAUGAAGACUUCACCCUCAUCAACUACAUAGCUCAUCAUGGAGAAGGUCGCUGGAACUCUCUUGCUCGAUCUGCUGGCCUCAAGAGAACUGGGAAGAGCUGCAGAUUGAGAUGGUUGAACUAUUUGCGUCCAGACGUUCGUCGUGGAAAUAUCACUCUUGAAGAACAGCUCUUGAUUCUUGAACUCCAUUCUCGUUGGGGCAAUAGGUGGUCGAAAAUAGCUCAACAUUUGCCUGGUAGAACUGACAAUGAGAUCAAGAACUACUGGCGGACACGGGUCCAAAAGCAUGCUAAGCAGCUCAAAUGUGACGUCAACAGCAAGCAAUUCAAGGACACCAUGCGUUACCUUUGGAUGCCAAGAUUAGUUGAGAGAAUCCAAGCUGCCGCCGCCUCCUCCUCUGGUGGAGGUACCACGGCGGCAGUGGCCUCCUCUUCCACCAACACUAGUGCUUACCUCUUCAACAAUCAAAACAGCACAACUACUCUUGACAUGGGCUCAUCUACAAUUAAUACACUGGGGCAGCCCAAUACAUUGACGCCGGAAAACUCGAGCGCCGCCGCAUCCUCAGACUCUUUGGGGACGCCGGUUUCUGAGCUGACGGAGUGUUACAACAACUAUCCAGUAGUCAACAAUAAUCAAGAUUAUUUUCCGGGGAAUCAGAAUAUGUCUUAUAGUUAUGGUGAUCAAUCUUUAACCAGCCCCACUACAGCAGGCUACUUUAGCCAAGGGUUGGAAUUCAUGGAGCAAAACAGUGAGUGGAUGGACGGUGCAGAUGAUGGAUUGGACAGUUUGUGGAAUGUUGAUGACAUGUGGUUCUUACAGCAGCAGCAGCAAUUCAACAGCAAUGCUUAGAUGAGUUUUAUAUUAAUGAACAUAAUUAAAUUAAUAAUAAUCAA